This is a messenger RNA of Metarhizium brunneum ARSEF 3297, 1605 nucleotides long. RefSeq lists its product as uncharacterized. The record is from RefSeq and is a predicted model, not a curated record. Lineage: Eukaryota; Fungi; Ascomycota; Sordariomycetes; Hypocreales; Clavicipitaceae.
AUGAAUCAGCUGGAACGCAAGAAUCGCGAGCUUUUGGCUCGAGUGAUGAUGGCCCAAGGCGUAUUGGACAGCAACCAAAUUACAGACACUGAGAUACAAUCUGGCUUCUUACAACUUCGAGAUGCAAUCUUCAGCUACAUCCAGGCCAUCUAUCGCCGCCUCAGCGACGAACAGCCAGGGUGGUCUUUCAAGGACGCGCUUCUCGAUCGACUCAGUCGCAACCCGUCGGCCGGAAAAAGGCAUUGGAUGAAAUGGCUUGCGGAGCACAACAACAACACGUGCAUAUUGUUUGUUUUAUCCAGAGAGAUCUGGGACUGCAUAAGUUCCAACAUUUUUCGAAGCGAUUUCCACGACAACUACCAAAUGUGGCUUCCUCUCGGCAUGUCCGACUCGACGCACUUGAUCUUUGAAGAGAUUAUGAAUAGUAUAGAAGCCGGCGCUGACAAAGACUUAGCUAACCGCUGGAGAUCGACGACGUUGGCCGCACUUGUUGGAACGGAUACCGCACAAAGGAGCAGAAGCGAACAGACGGGGAGGGCACUCGGAGAGCUAUCCGAAUCUCUAUUGAGAUACCUAGGACUCGAGGAAAAUCCCAAUCUUUUUUCGGGAUUUCUUCCGAGCCUUGGAGAGUGUAUCGUCAAGUCUGCCGCGGAUCUGUAUCAACGAAUGGCCUGUUCUCGCCACCAGUACUCUCUCGAAACUCCAAACAUCACAUGUGGAAAACCGCUGUAUAAAGAAGAACUAGCGCAGUGGGAUCUGAAAAGCGCCACAAAUUGGCUUGAUAUCAACAGCGAAGAUGAUGCCCAGGGCUUACUUUGCUGUCUUUUCCCCGGUGUCAGGCGACUACAGCCCGGUGAGGGGGGCGACCUGUCCGUCGUGAAGCCUCUGGUCCUAGUCUACGAUACACCCAGUCCAGAAACCGCUUCGUACACCACGGCCGAGUCUGAUGACGGCGAAUUAGAACUCUACGACUUGACCUCGGAGACAUGCAGCGAUUCCCAAGUAUGCGAAAGCGAAGGAGAGGCUUCGGACAGCACAACAGAGCCGGGAACAAUUAGGAUCCAGCACAAACUAGACUGUGAAAGAAUCGCAUCACUGUUUCGUGUAGAUGAAGCACCACACGAGCCGUCCUUGCCCGGAGGUGGUGCCGCGCCGCCUGCACGCCAUGCCGCCCCGUCCAAGGGUCAAGGGACGUCGAGGACGAGAAAAACAAAGGCUAGGAAACGGGACGAAGGGGCUCUCUCGCGGUUUGGAGACUAUCUCUGGAAAAGCGUCAAGAAAGCCCCGUCGUCACCUCCCGCCCAGCGCAGAAACUACACUCAGGGGAAUAGUUGUUCUCCUUCUUCGAGUGAUGAUUCAUACCACGGACCCUCAAGGGCAGCUCAAAAAAGCCACGGCUCUUCGCGGAAGCAGCAUCGGCGAGGCCAAGAGCGAGGUUGCACCUCACCAGUCAAUAACCGGGAGGGAACUGCAAGGGCUCAAGUCGAGCAUCGUAUUCCGCCGCAGAGAAGGAUGUCGGAACCGUGGUCUAGCACAAUGGCACCAUCGUCAUCGACGUCUAGUUCGGCGUACGGAACAGGAACGGUCGUGUGGUCUCCCCGCUGA